AGAAGAAGAAGAAGAAGAAGAAGAAGAAGAAGAAGAAGAAGAGCAGCAGCUAACUGCAGCAGCUAGCAUGGACGCCGUGUCGCAGCUAGUGUUGGAGCACCUGACGGAGGUGGAGGAGGCUGCGGAGGAGGUGCUCAGCUCCAAGCAGCAGGUGGUGGAGCUGGACAGCAGGAGGAACAGGAACAGAGAGGCUCUGAGCGCGCUGAGGACAGAGGACACGGAGAAAGUGAAGAUUUGCUUCGGAAACAUGUUCCUCAAACUUCCCAAACUGAAGACUAGAGAGAUGAUUCAGAAAGACCAAGAGCAGCUGGACAAGGAGAUAAAUGAGCUUCGUAAAGGACUGAAAGCUAAAGUCAACCGUCUGAAUGAGCUGCAAGGUACCUGCCCCCCCUCUGGCCCUGUGACUCUUUUACAGAAUACACUUUCUCACUUAAUGCUGAGAGGAUACUUUUUUUCUGGCCCCAUAAAAUCGAGGUUCUUUCCCGGCCAACAACCAGGCUGA
Molecule: messenger RNA, 502 nt
Organism: Notothenia coriiceps (black rockcod)
Lineage: Eukaryota; Metazoa; Chordata; Actinopteri; Perciformes; Nototheniidae
Gene: pdrg1
Product: p53 and DNA-damage regulated 1
Exons: 4
Coding region: 68-502 (144 amino acids)
Source: RefSeq, a predicted model, not a curated record